CCUAAGCGGACAGCAGUGUGGCCCAACGCACCAGGUACCAUGCGACUGGAAGCGAUCCGCUACUCUCCGGGCUCGCUGCAGAUCCUCGACCAGCUGCAACUGCCUGAGCACUGCCGCUAUGAGACUUUGGGCUCGGCGCAGCAAGCCAGGGAGGCCAUCCGCGCCAUGAAGGUGCGCGGCGCCCCCGCCAUCGCGCUGGUGGGCUGCCUCAGCCUGGCGGUGGAGCUGCGGGCGGGCGCCGGCGGUCCUGGGCUUGCCUCUCUGCUGGCCUUCGUGCAAGACCAGCUGAGUCUCCUUGUCGCCGCCAGGCCCACCGCUGUCAACAUGGCCCGUGCCGCCAGAGAUCUGGCUCGCGUGGCAGCCCGGGAGGCGGAGCGCGAGGGUGCCACGGAGGAGACGGUGCGGGAAAGCGUGAUCCGCUUCGCCGAGGAUAUGUUGGAAAAGGACCUCAGAGAUAACCGGAACAUCGGGGACUUGGGAGCCCGCCACCUCCUAGAGCAUACCAACCCCAAGGGUGGCAAGGUGACUGUGCUAACCCACUGUAACACUGGCGCUCUGGCCACUGCUGGCUAUGGGACAGCCCUAGGUGUGAUCCGUUCCCUGCACGAGAUGGGACGAUUAGAACAUACCUUCUGCACAGAGACCCGGCCCUAUAACCAGGGAGCCCGGCUGACAGCCUUUGAGCUGGUAUACGAGAAGAUUCCUGCUACUCUAAUCACUGACAGCAUGGCAGCUGCUGCCAUGGCACACCGGGGUGUAUCAGCUGUGGUAGUGGGAGCUGACCGUGUCGUUGCCAACGGAGACACAGCCAACAAAAUAGGCACAUACCAACUGGCCAUUGUCGCCAAGCACCACGGAAUCCCCUUCUACGUGGCUGCCCCCAGCUCAUCCUGUGAUCUCCAACUGGAAACUGGCAGGGAGAUUGUCAUAGAGGAACGCCCUAGCCAGGAGCUGACUGACCUGAAUGGAGUCAGGAUUGCUGCACAGGGAAUCAGGGUUUGGAAUCCUGCCUUUGAUGUUACCCCCCACGAACUCAUCACUGGUGGCAUCAUCACUGAGCUGGGUGUCUUUGCCCCUGAGGAGCUCCGAGCAGCCCUAAGUGCCUCCGUCUUCUCAGAGGGACAGACCCUAGAUAAUCCCCAGAUGUGACUUGCUGGCUUCUGCAACCUCCCUGACCUGCUCUGGUUGCUCUAGUUUUAUAAUAAAGUUCUCAAAUGGCUA
Molecule: messenger RNA, 1221 nt
Organism: Phodopus roborovskii (desert hamster)
Lineage: Eukaryota; Metazoa; Chordata; Mammalia; Rodentia; Cricetidae
Gene: Mri1
Product: methylthioribose-1-phosphate isomerase 1
Exons: 5
Coding region: 40-1149 (369 amino acids)
Molecular function (GO): S-methyl-5-thioribose-1-phosphate isomerase activity
Source: RefSeq, a predicted model, not a curated record